AUGUCGCUUGAAGCUACUAUGAUCAUUGUCGACAACAGCGAAAGCAGUCGCAAUGGAGACUACACAUCAACCCGGUGGCAAUCUCAAGUCGAUGCCGUUAGCGUCAUCCACAGUGUCAAGAUGCGUGUACACCCGCAGUCAGCUGUCGGCCUCAUGAGCAUGGGCGGCAAGGGCCCCGAGGUGCUGUCGACCUUCACAUCCGACUUUGGAGCAAUUCUGGCAGGUCUUCAUGAGACGAAAAUCCACGGCACAUCCCAUCUCAGCUCGAGUAUUCAGGUUGCAGCUUUGGCCCUCAAGCACCGUAUGGAAAAGUCUCAGCGCCAACGCAUCAUCGUAUUCUCGUGCUCCCCUAUCGAAGAAGAUGAGAAAACCCUCGUGAAGCUAGCCAAGAAGAUGAAGAAGAACAAUGUGUCGAUCGAUGUGGUGGCAUUCGGAGACCUUGAGUCCGACCAGACCAAGAAGCUGGAGGCCUUCGUUGAGAACGUCAAGAGUGGCGAUGGAUCCAACCUCGCCAUCAUUCCUCCGGGUCCUAGACUGCUCAGCGAGGAGCUCCAGCAGACCCCGAUCCUGGCUGGUGAGGAUGCUGGCACUGGCAGUGGAGGCGGCGAGGGCGGCGAAGGUGGUGGCUUCGGGUUCGAGGAUGCCGCCGAGAACGACCCCGAGCUGGCCUUUGCUCUGCGGUUAUCGCUCGAGGAGGAGAAGAACAGACAGGAGAAGGAGAAGCGCGACCAGGAAGAGCAGGAAGGCAAGACACAACUGGGCAAUAUCCCCGAGGAAGGCUCCAGCGGUGACAAAGAUAAGAAGGACGAGGACAAGAUGGACACUGCGUAA
This is a messenger RNA of Penicillium antarcticum, 831 nucleotides long. Its product is annotated as proteasome regulatory particle base subunit RPN10. Gene Ontology annotation, biological process: proteasome-mediated ubiquitin-dependent protein catabolic process. NCBI's taxonomy places the organism in Eukaryota, Fungi, Ascomycota, Eurotiomycetes, Eurotiales, Aspergillaceae. Gene Ontology annotation, cellular component: nucleus; cytosol; proteasome regulatory particle, base subcomplex. Gene Ontology annotation, molecular function: polyubiquitin modification-dependent protein binding. Bases 1 to 831 code for a protein of 276 amino acids. The record is from RefSeq and is a predicted model, not a curated record. The transcript is spliced from 4 exons.